Messenger RNA from Amoebophrya sp. A25, 3130 nucleotides. The record is from the annotation of a GenBank genome assembly. Lineage: Eukaryota; Dinophyceae; Syndiniales; Amoebophryaceae.
GUUUUGCUCAACAGCACGCAGUCGCAGCGAAACCGCAAAUACAUGCUCCACUGUCAGCGUGUAUUUCGUUCGAAAAUACAAACCCAAACGACAGCUUAAGCCCGACGAUUUCAUGAUAACGCCCACCUUACUGGAAGGGAAUCCACUAGUAGAAAUGAAGGCUGUAGGAGUCUUCCAUGCGGAUCAUUUGGAUUUAUUAGCAGUGAAACUAAAGCCACCCACUAUUAUACAAGAAUAUUUUGCUUCUCACCGCCUACAGCUCUGGUACCAGCCGCAUAGACUUCAUAAAACAUUUUCUUGGGAUGGUGCAGAUGCACAAGGUGAAGCUCUAAACUGCACAAGAAAAAAAAUCCAAAGGUUCUUUUCAACGAUGACUGUCAAAAACAUGUCGCUGGAGGUUCGACGUACCGAAUCAAGUGGAGGAAGUUCCACAGAGCUACUUUCCAGCGAGCAGCUGCAAAGGAGAGAAAUAGAGCGCGACCUCAGAGAGGAGAAGAAGGAACUCGAUGCGAGGACUACCUUCUACUCCGAGAACAGUGCAACAAAUCCUGCUGAGGAACACUAUGUUGUCGUUGCCAUGGGCUCGAACUUGGGAAAUCGUGUGCGACACCUCGAAAACGCGCUUCGCCUCAUUCAUGCAACAGAGGGAGUCCAAGUGCGCAAUAUGUCAAGCCUCUAUGAAUCAGCUGCGCAGCCGAAGUUUGUAGAGGGGAUUCACGAAGCGAAGUCGUCAGCGAUUGCAACUGCAGUUCUUACACGAAAUAACUACGCUGAACUAGGUUUGUCAACUUGUAAUAGAUCUUCGUCAUUAUAUCCGACAUCGACUGCUGACAGAAGAGUAAGUCGUUCUCGUUCUGGGAGUUGUAUUAAAGAAGAUGGCGUAGGGGAAGGCGUACUCGAUGUUAAUAUUGAAGCAACAUCUCAUCUUCAGUCGACACCAUCUACGACGGACGGCGCUAGCUCACGACCUGACAGCUCGCUUUCCCCCAGCAGCAGCCCACAACGGCGUAUUAGACGACCCGGCCUAGCUGCAGACUCCAUGGCACUCGCUCAGUUUCAGUGUUCAGCAUCAGAUGAGAGAAGCGCACCUUACUUGAAUGCAUGUUGCAGCUUAUCUACGACACUGUCGCCCGUGGCGCUACUAUCUGCACUUCAGGAAGUUGAAGUGCGUAGUGGUCGGCAGCAGAUGAAUAAACACAUAGCGCUCUCAGAAAUUCUAGUAGAUGAGAAGGACUUCCAAGACGACGUAGAGCGUUUGCGAUACCUUGCCGCGGCACGACCAGUCGAUCUCGACAUUUUGCUAUACGACGACUCCCAGCUAGGUACUAGUACAUCCUCCUCCUCUUUGAGAUCCUCGUCUCAGGUGGUCGAGGGCAACCAGAACGAAGCACAUGCUAGCUCUACGAGCAUUACCUCGUCGUUGGACUUACAGAUCCCGCAUCCGCGAAUGCUCUUUCGAGAUUUCGUUUUGAAGCCUUUACAAGAACUUUUGCGAGCAGAUGAGAGGCAAAGCUUCCGGCAUCCCGUGACGGGCGCGGUCUUGUGUGACCUCAGUAUGCCAGAUGGCGGCGGCGGUCCCUUGCGGUACCUCCCUGGCCUGGGCACGAGCGCGUCUUCUGCCUUUGAAUCUCCUGGUCGUCUGUUAGACACUGAGUCACCAGAGCAGUCUUCCUUCUCGAAAUCCGGUAUGCCGUUUGUAUUGGGUAUUUUAAACACCACUCCGGAUAGCUUCAGUGAUGGAGGGUUGUUUUUGGCAUCGGAAGCAGCGGUAAGGCACGCCCGAAAGAUGCGAGACGAGGGCUGCGAUCUUGUGGAUGUCGGCGGCGAGUCGUCGCGACCAGGCGCUGAGACGGUCACAGUCGAAGACGAGCUGGCUCGCGUCGUUCCUGUCUUCAACGGGCUACGGAACGAGGACAUCCCUUUUUCAUCCGACACGCGGAAGGCCGAAGUAGCCCGAGUGGCGCUACAAGCCGGAGCUACAUGCAUCAACGAUGUUAGCUUUGGCCGAUAUUACGAGGAGAACGCCAAUGCAGUAGACGAGACAGCAGAAGGGACGAUGGGGAUGAAGGAGAAGAAUCCUAUGUUUCAGCUUCUCUCCGAGGCAGUGCAGAAUAUUCGUUCUCUGCGUGGUUUAGACCACGAUGAGUCUCCAGACGAGGCUUCAGAGUUUUUCUAUAUUGGCAUGCAUAUGCGAGGUGACUUCAAAUCUAUGGACUUCCUGACGGAUUACUCUACUCCGACCUCUGCUGGGUCCGGUUCUUUUACGUCUUCUGCUUCUUCACAAUCACAGUAUAUCAACAAGGAGCACAAAGUUCGAGAAAUCGAAAAGACGCAAAUAAAAGAGGAGAUGAAGAGGAUGACGACAAUUGUUGGGCACCUGAACUCCUACUUUGAAAAGCGUCUAAAGCAACUAUGGCUGAACUAUGGUGUACCAUCUUGGCGCGUGGUCUGUGACCCAGGUUUGGGCUUCGCGAAAACGCCAGAACAAAGUCUUGACAUUGUUAAGCACGCUCACCUUCUUCACCGGCCGCUUCAGUGCUAUGGACACAGCAGGAAGCGUUUCGUGAGUUUUGCACAGGGUACUGGCGCCGUGUGGCUUGACAAGAAGAAGCAGCUCGGACACGAGCAGGUCUCUUCGUGCACGAGCUCGUCAAAUGGCGAUACAAUGCUGCAAGAAAGAGAAAAACAACUAGCCAAAAAAUUUGGACAUGAAGGUGAACGUCGAACACGGGAUUGUGGUACACUGCCAGGAAAUCUUGGGUUAUGCUGUGUUUUGUACCAAAAGCAACGCGCCAACAUGAUGCUGCGGGUACAUGACGUUCUCGAGACGAAAUACGCGCUGCAAGCAUUCGCGACCGGCGUUUGAUGGAUAGAGGUCUAAGUGCACGCUAUACCUACUUGCACAGACGUUGUUCUUGCUUAUUCUAAGUAAAAACGUCACAACACCUACUUAGUAAGUUGUAGUUGCGUCCUCUUCAUCAGGUGGAGGGAAUCAACUCAAGCAGACCUCCUCCUCUGUUUUGACGUUCAUUGUUCUCGACGACAUCUGCUCUUGGAUGGCGUGUUUUCCUGACGGCGAAAGUAAAUUACACCCAUCGCACGGAAAUCGAGUGGAAUUGCAACAUGUGAG